CACAUUCGAGUUUUGUACACGGUACUUGACGGAUGUGUUUUCGGAAACCAAGUUAUAAAAACGAAGACCGCGCAUUUUACGUAAAAUUAAAGUUACGAGUAUCACAUAUGCCUACAUCUCAACUAAAAUAAAAUCAUCAUCAAAUCAAAAAACGACAAUUUUUAUUGAAGUGAACCUAAAGAUAAUUAACUCACAUCUAAUUAACAAUGCUUAAGUGGGCAGUUAACACACCGCGAGUCUCCUAUCUAACAGUGGAGGACUCUAAAGCAGAUACCGAAAUUUUGCAGCUCAAAACUUUAAGCGCCUCAUCGCCAGGAAAACUGAACACUCCAAAUGAAAUCAUUUCCACACAAACUCAGACCCUUUCCGCUAAGCGUCAGCGGUUGAAGCGGAAACCUUCUGAUAUUUACCUCUCCCGUCGUUUACAAAACUGGUUGGACAAAGAAAAUCAAGUGACAUCGACUCCUCUUCAGUCGAACUUAAAGACACAUAACAGAAACGGUGCAUUACGUCGACUAAACAGCUUCAAAGACUUAUCCAACAUAACGCCGUAUGAUAACGCCGUCUCCAAUAACCCACUAAACUCAAUCUUAUCACUGCUCAACACACCAAGUCAGAGUUUAGAUAGUAAUAUACUAAAAAACAACAAUCCUGUCAAUUAUGCUACUACACUGCCUACCCUCGAAGUAGAAUACUCUCCAUGUGGCCCAGUUCCCGGACCGAUUCUGGCGUUACGCGGCCUGGGUAUUGCUGAUACAUACUUUGACAAACCCCGAUAUCUGCCACAUAACAAAAAUGAUGAAACUCUAAUACAAAUCCAACCAUCCUUUAACGCAACUAAUUCCACUUUUCAAUGUCAAAGAAAUAUGCGGCGUUCUUUGAAUAGUGUACGAGAUGAUACUGCAUCGUUGAGCUCCUCCAAAAUGGGUGAUCAAACGCUAGAACGCAUGAUAGAUGCGAUUCUGGAGAGCACCAGAAAGGAAAAGAAACCUAUGAAGUUUGCGAGACAAUCAAGUAACCAGCAGCAGUGUGUAAUGUCGCCCACAUAUACACCAGCAGAAGAUCCAGCCAACGAUUUAAGUGAAUUUUGGAUGGAGUCACAAAAUGGUGAAACGCUAUUACAGACAAUACGUAAAAAGAGACGUUCUCUACCAGCUAGUGUUGCGUCAGCUUCAAUAUACAGCGAGCGAGAAGUGCGAUCUCCAAGACGAACAAGUAAACGUAACAUUUUUCACUUGCGCCGACAACGAGCGGUGCGUAGAAAGAGGAAAACGUCUAAAGAAAACGUAAAACACAAUGCACUUAAAAUAGCAGGGUCAACACUGACAAACAAACAAGUGACAGGUUCGGGCGAGCUCAAUUGCAAACAAAGGAUUGACAAUUCAAGCCCUGAUAGUGGACACAAUUCCUUUAGCGAACUGGAUGAGAACUCCGUCACGAUAGAGAGUAAUUGCUUACCGAUCGUUGGCUCGCUGGCGAACUCUGAACUCCGUGCCUUGGAUUCUACAAAACGGCGUCUCAGCUUUUCAAAUCAAACUUCAAUCGUGUAGUAUACACUUUAUAUGUUUUAGAAAUGUUCGUUAAUAUAAUUUGUUGCAUAACCUGUUUAUUACUUCAUAUCAUAUAUUUUACAAUCUACAGCCAAAUA
Zeugodacus cucurbitae (melon fly) is the source of this 1648-nucleotide messenger RNA. RefSeq lists its product as uncharacterized. The coding region runs from base 207 to 1550 and encodes 447 amino acids. Lineage: Eukaryota; Metazoa; Arthropoda; Insecta; Diptera; Tephritidae. The transcript has 2 exons. The record is from RefSeq and is a predicted model, not a curated record.